Molecule: messenger RNA, 4697 nt
Organism: Amborella trichopoda
Lineage: Eukaryota; Viridiplantae; Streptophyta; Magnoliopsida; Amborellales; Amborellaceae
Product: P-loop containing nucleoside triphosphate hydrolases superfamily protein
Biological process (GO): microtubule-based movement
Molecular function (GO): microtubule motor activity; microtubule binding; ATP binding
Source: RefSeq, a predicted model, not a curated record
UCUAUAAUGACCGUUAAUCUUGAGCAAUCUAGACCGUUGAUUGCCAUAUUCAAACAAUUUCUUAAUUACCAAAAGCUCCACACAAAAGGCUUGGGCACCUCUGCUUCAAACCCAAAUGCGGAAAAAAACCAUUUUCAAUCUUCUCAUUGCCCUAGUUCUGUUCACAUAACCCUAAUUUCAUCCAUUUUACUUAGGAUUUUCACUGGAAACCCUAAUUUGAUCAGAGUUUUGUUCUGAAACCCUAGUUUCAUAUUAUGUGCUAUAGAGUUCUUGACCGGUUUUGAGAUUUCAACUGUUAAUUUCUUUUUUUCUACAUUUUUCUGCCAUUUCUCUGUGAUUUUCAUGGCCUUCAAGAACGCUAGAUUCUAGUGUUUUGGGUUCUUAUGGUUUUGGAUUUCUAGCGUUUUGCAGUUGAGGGCUUCUUCUUGGGUACACAGAGGAAAUGCCAACUUUUUCAGAGACAGCAAGUGCUUUUAGAAGUAGGUUCAGAUUUCAGGAAGCGCAUGUCUCCUCAUCAGAAGUGGAAUGUUCACCUGCUUUGGCAAAAUCGGCUUCAAAAGAGUUGCUAGUUCAACCUAUUAGUAGCAUUAGAGAGAGGGAGAGCCAUGAUGGUGGAUCUAGGGUUCAGAGUUUUGAAAUCCACGAAGAUCCAUCUUUCUGGAAAGACCACAAUGUUCAGGUGGUGAUUCGUAUCAGGCCUUUAAGUAGUUCUGAGAUUUCUCUUCAGGGCCACAACAGAUGCGUUAAACAGGAUAGUGUCCAAUCUCUUACUUGGACCGGACAUCCUGAGACUCGCUUUACUUUUGACGUUUUAGCUGAUGAGUUUGUUAGCCAGGAGAAGCUAUUCAAAGUGGCUGGGUUGCCAAUGGUGGAGAAUUGCAUAGGUGGAUACAACAGUUGCAUGUUUGCUUAUGGCCAAACCGGUAGUGGAAAGACACAUACAAUGCUUGGAGAUAUUGAGGGAGGCACUCGAAGGCACAGUGUGAAUUGUGGUAUGACACCUCGAGUAUUUGAACUCUUGUUUUCAAGGAUCCAAAAGGAAAAGGAAGCUCGAAAGGAUGAAAAGUUGAGAUUUACUUGUAAAUGCUCAUUUUUGGAAAUAUACAAUGAACAAAUACUUGAUCUUCUGGAUCCGUCAUCAACAAAUUUGCAGAUAAGAGAAGAUGCAAAGAAGGGUGUGUAUGUGGAGAAUAUCACUGAGUUUGAGGUCAACAGUGCUCGCGAUGUCCUCCAACAACUUGUUCAGGGUGCUGCAAAUCGAAAAGUUGCUGCCACAAAUAUGAACCAUGCCAGUAGUCGUUCCCACAGUGUAUUUACAUGUGUCAUUGAAAGCAAGUGGGAAGCACAGGGUGUAACCCAUCAUAGGUUCGCUCGUUUAAACCUAGUGGACCUUGCAGGGUCAGAGAGGCAAAAGAGUUCAGGUGCUGAAGGUGAACGCCUCAAAGAGGCAACCAACAUCAACAAAUCACUUUCCACAUUGGGGCUCGUAAUCAUGAAUCUUGUCAAUAUUUCAAAUGGGAAAUCUUUGCAUGUACCGUAUCGUGAUUCUAAACUGACAUUUCUAUUACAGGACUCCUUAGGGGGAAACUCAAAAACAACCAUUAUUGCAAAUAUAAGCCCAUCAAAUUGUUGUGCAUUGGAAACACUUAGCACCCUCAAGUUUGCCCAGCGAGCUAAGUUUAUUAGGAAUAAUGCAAUUGUGAAUGAAGAUGCUUCAGGAGAUGUCCUUGCAAUGCGUAUCCAGAUUCAACAGCUAAAGAAAGAGGUUAAUCGUUUGCGAGGUGUGGUCAAUGGAGGGACUGAGAACCAGGAUAGUGAUAGUUUGAGUGUAUGCUUCCCUGGCUCCCCAGGCUCCUUUAAAUGGGAUGAUUUGCAGGGAUCACUGAGUCCACUCACAUCUCAGGGGAAAGUGUCUCAGAGAAGGGACCUUGAAACUGCACUUGUUGGAGCUCUUAGAAUGGCACAAGACAAAGAAAUAGCAAUGAAAGCAUUGGUUGAUGAAAAUCAAGCGGCAAUGCAACUGACCAAACAGAGGGAAGAAGAGAUUCAGAGUUUAAAAAUGAGACUCCGGUUUCGUGAAGCAGGAAUAAAAAGGUUGGAGGCAGUCGCUUCUGCUAAGAUCUCUGCAGAAGCUCACCUUUUGCAAGAAAAGAAUGAACUGUUGAAGGAGAUUGAAAUUCUUCGUACUCAAGUAGAUAGGAACCAAGAAGUUACUAGAUUUGCCAUGGAAAACUUGAGAUUGAAAGAGGAGCUUAGAAGGUUCCAGUCUUUUCAUGAGGACGGGGAGCGAGAGAUGAUGUCCGGGCAGAUUUCAAUCUUGCAGGAUAAGUUGUUUGAAGCAUUGGAGUGGAAACUGAUGCAUGAUAAGGAUACUAACAUGGUUCAGAAACGAAGCUUGGACCUGGGCAAUCUCAAUAGUAGUAACAAUAAUCUCUUGCUGCUCAGUCAGGACCCAUCACCUUUGGAUUUCUCUGCUGUUAGGGAAGAAAAUGAAACCCUCCAUAUGCAGGUUAUUCAUAAUCAGAGGGAAGUAGAGGCAUUGCGUAAGAAUUUGAACUUCUGCCUUGAAGCUAAAGAGAAGUUAGAAAGGCGAGUGGAUGAUUUAACAUUGCAACUUGAAGAAGAGAGAAAGAAGGCCUCAAAAUUAGAAGCAGAAGACUCUAUGGCAGAAAUAUCUACUGAUCAGAUGGAACUUAAAGCCAUGGUUGAUGCGAUAGCUGCCGCAAGCCAGCGAGAAGCUGAACUUUGCAAAGAGAAUGAGGAUCUUCGGUCGAACCUCAGAGUUCUAUUGGAAGACAAUAAUAAAUUGAUUGAGUUAUAUGAAGUUGCUAUAGCAGAAAAUAAGACCAAUCGACACACUGAUAACCACCAAGUAGAGAAGACCGAAGGUUGCAAUCUGAGCUCUGCAAAGGUUACAGAAGAUAAAAAUGAAGAUACCCAGAUGGACCCGAUCAGUUUCACCGAAGAACACACUGAAAAUCAAAUGAAUGAUGUGAAAAAUAUUGAAGACUUGGAGCGCCAGCUCCACGAGAUGCAUGAAGAGAAUGAGAGACUGAUGGCUUUGUUUGAGAAAGCCAUGCAAGAGAGAGAUGAAUUCAAGAGAAUGGUUUGGGCCAGAGAUAAGAGUAUAUCUGAGAGAGAGGAAGCAAGGCAAAUUGCAGAAAAUUUCCCUGAGAAGCUUGUUGAAGUUGAUGAAGGAAAGCAGUAUCACGGUGAAGAACCAGGUAUAGCUCCUGUUUCCCAGAACCCUGAGAUAGAUGAAAUCACUGCCAAAUUGGCAGAGACUAGUAUAUCAAUGGGGGAUAUUGAUAUGACAGAAAUAACAGAGCAAAAUCAACUGGACGAAACAGAAGGGUUAAAAAAUGUGAAACAGUAUGGAGAGCCUAUGCCAUUGGAUGAGAAAGAACAAGGUUCUGAUAAAGAAGUAAAUCCUGGAAAAUUUGAAGAAACCAUGCCAAACUGGGAGGAGUUAAUUAUGGUGGGAGGAAAACUGGACUUCGCGCAACACAAGCUGAUCGAAGCAACUGGGGCUAUGAAGUUUUUCAGCAUGUUUGAGACCAAUGUCAGAGAGAGAAAAAAACUUUCGAAAGAAAUCGAUGCUGUAGAGAGAGAAUUGCAGGUCUUGGAUCAACAAAUAUCUAACUUAAAACACCUUCAUGCUGAAGCAGACGAAAGAAAGGCGAAAGCGUUUGGGAAACUCUCUGCAGUAAAAUUGGCUGUAACAAACAUAUGCACAUCAGAUGAGGAUUGGGCUCAGAGAGAAGCUCAAGCAAGGUCAAAAAUGGAGGCUGAAACCUAUGUUGUUGGGCAAAAAAGAGAAAAGCUGGUAAGUCUCCAAGCUCGUAAGCAUGAACUGGAGUCUACAUACUUGAAGACCAGAGAGAGUGAAUCUAAAAUCAAAGAAGAGCUUGGCUGUUUGAAGCUAAAGAUAGAAGAGGAAGACGACAGAAGAAGAGAGAGAGAGCGAGCUCUCACUAUGAUGCAUAAACUGGAUACUGUGAACCCUUCUUCUAUAUUCCAAAUGGGUAAGGCUGCAGAUCUGUUAAAAUCUGAAGAGGAUCGGACCAAUCUGAGAUCUGAGAUGAAAAAGUUGCAGCAAAAGCUUGUAAGCACAAGAAAUGAAUCUCAUGAAAUGAAGGCGAAGUUGGAGUCUUUGGAGGCUGAGAUUUUGAGUGCUGAAGUGGAGAUGAGGACUAGUUUGAAUGCACUGGAGGAGGCAGAACUUGCUUUGAACAAUGUAGUUAGAGAGAAGCCGAUUAUUGAAAAGAUGAGAGAGGAAAGGAGGAUAGAGAUGGAAAGCCUCAUAAUAGAAUGCCAUGAUGCGAUAUUUGAAUUGGGUUUCAAGGAAGAAGAGAUCAAAGUCUACGAGGUGGAGUUGCUGGAGAAGAGAAGAGUUCUUCAGCAUUUGAAAAUGGUGAGAGAGAAGAAAUGCCGAGCAUUGGAGCAUGAACAGUGUGUCUCUGAGAAGGUGAAGGAAGAGCUCUUAGAUAUUCACAGAUCAAUUUCAGAGGCCAAAUAUCUUUUGGGUCAUAUUGGUAGUUCUAAUAAUUGAUGUUUGGAUUAUGAGAGAGAAAUGUAGAGAGAGAGAGAUAAUUAAAGUGAAUUGGGAUGGAUAGUGCUCCUCCAUGCUCCAGCCUUUCUUGUGUGAUGUACUAUAAUUUUGUAUAUAUACCAAUUUAAUAGUGAAUUCUGCUUUC